GAUUGUUGAGCUAAAAAAGGCGGCAUUUUAUCUCGCAUAUUUUGUGCAAAAAACUCAAGCAAUGCAAAAGUCAAUAACGUCGUUUUUUAAACCAAAAAUUGAACCACAAAGUUCAAUACUACAAGAUGAAACCAAAAGCAAUAAUACUCCUAAGGAGGACAGUCCUAAAACUAAAAAAAAAGAUGUGAAAAAAGAGGUAAGCCCGAUUAAAAAUGAGAUGCAAAAAGAGGAAGUGUCACCAGCUGCAUCAACUGAAGCAAUGGAUGUAGUUGAGGAUGACUCUCCAACUCCUAGCAAGCCGAAGAUGAUGCAAUUAAAUGCAGAGGUGGAUAAGAAUGACGUUGGAGAAAUGUACGAUCCAUCCAUGGACACCUAUCAUCCACUUAAGCAGGCAUAUUGGAAAGACCAAGGGUUGACACCAUACUUAGCCUUAGCACGCACGUUUCAAGUAAUUGAGGAGACUAAGGGUCGCUUAAAAAUGAUUGAUAUACUGAGCAAUUUCUUCUGCUCGGUUAUGAUGGUUACGCCCAACGACUUGCUGCCAAGUGUGUACCUUAGUAUCAAUCAACUGGCGCCGGCCUAUGAGGGUCUCGAACUGGGUGUUGCCGAAACAUCGCUGAUGAAGGCCAUUGCCAAGGCGACGGGGCGCAACUUGGCGCACAUCAAAUCGCAAACUCAUUUGAUUGGAGAUCUAGGCAUUGUGGCAGAGCAGUCGCGAGUAUCGCAACGCAUGAUGUUUCGUCCAAAGCCAUUGAAUAUACGUGGAGUGUUUAGCAAGCUAAGGGAGAUUGCCAAGAUAUCGGGACAAUCGAAAAUUACGCUUGUCUACGAUGUGUUUGUGGCCUGUCGCUUCUCCGAGGCUCGAUUCUUUAUACGCUCCUUAAUUGGUAAACUGCGUAUUGGCAUCGCGGAGCAGAGUCUGCUCACAGCUCUGGCUGUCGCUUUGGUCAAGAAGAACCACAUUAAAGACUGUAAAAUCAGUAAAGUGUCCGAUGUUUACAAAGAUGAAAUUGCAGAGACCACGCUGAUUUUGAAGACUACUUUUUGCCAAUGUCCCAACUAUGACAUUAUAAUUCCGGCCCUAUUAAAAUAUGAUAUUAAGGAGCUACAGACUCGUUGCCCCAUGCAUCCCGGCAUGCCGCUAAAGCCCAUGCUGGCCCAGCCAACAAAGGGUGUGCAUGAAGUCCUCGAACGCUUCAGUGGCAUGCACAUCACUUGCGAAUGGAAGUACGAUGGCGAAAGAGCCCAAAUACACUUAAACGAUUCUGGUGAGAUGAGCAUUUUCUCUCGCAAUUCGGAGAAUAAUACCGAAAAAUAUCCGGAUCUGAUUGCUCGAAGUAAGGCGAUUCUGAAAACAAAUGACAUAAAAUCAUAUAUAAUUGACAGCGAAAUUGUUGCCUGGGAUUUGGAGCGUGGCCAGAUUUUGCCAUUCCAAGUGUUGACUACUCGCAAGAGGAAAAACGUUGAUAUUGCCACAAUUAAAGUGCAAGUUUGUGUUUACAUUUUUGAUCUACUUUAUAUAAAUGGCAACUCGCUAGUUACAAAGCCACUAUCGGAACGUCGAAAACUUUUGUUUGAAUAUUUCCAAGAGGUCGAAGGAGAAUGGAAAUUUGCCAAUGCACUUAACACUAAUGAUAUGGAUGAAGUGCAGCAAUUCUUGGAGGAAUCUAUCAAAGGGAACUGUGAGGGUUUAAUGGUAAAAACUCUAGAUGAGGAAGCCACCUAUGAAAUAGCCAAAAGGUCAAGAAAUUGGUUGAAAUUGAAGAAAGAUUAUUUGUCAAACGUUGGUGAUUCUCUCGACCUGGUUGUCAUCGGCGGCUAUAAAGGCAAGGGACGACGCACUGGCAUAUACGGUGGUUACUUAUUGGCCUGCUACGAUGCAGAGAAUGAAGAAUAUCAAAGUAUUUGUAAAAUUGGCACAGGCUUCACUGACGAGGAUUUGCGUGCGCACUCGGAGUUCCUAAGCAAACAUGUCCUCAGCGGGGCCAAAUCAUAUUUCCGUUACGAUGCCAGCUUGGAGCCGGAUGCUUGGUUCGAACCUGUUCAAGUUUGGGAGGUCAAAUGCGCUGACUUAUCGCUAAGUCCCAUUCAUCGUGCCGCCAUUGGUAUUGUGGACAGUGAUCGUGGCAUUUCACUACGCUUUCCACGAUUCAUCCGCAUCCGCGACGAUAAGAAUGCUGAGCAUGCAACGGAUGCCAAUCAAGUAGCACAUAUGUAUCAAUCGCAGGAUCAAGUCAAGAACAAUCAGAAAUCAGCGAAUCAAAUGGAUAUGGAGAACGAUUUUUACUAA
Molecule: messenger RNA, 2290 nt
Organism: Drosophila albomicans
Lineage: Eukaryota; Metazoa; Arthropoda; Insecta; Diptera; Drosophilidae
Gene: DNAlig1
Product: DNA ligase 1
Exons: 6
Coding region: 62-2290 (742 amino acids)
Biological process (GO): DNA recombination; DNA repair; lagging strand elongation
Cellular component (GO): nucleus; mitochondrion
Molecular function (GO): ATP binding; DNA binding; DNA ligase (ATP) activity
Source: RefSeq, a predicted model, not a curated record